Molecule: messenger RNA, 3701 nt
Organism: Diospyros lotus (date-plum)
Lineage: Eukaryota; Viridiplantae; Streptophyta; Magnoliopsida; Ericales; Ebenaceae
Exons: 2
Coding region: 168-3215 (1015 amino acids)
Source: RefSeq, a predicted model, not a curated record
AGGGCCUUUUUCCCUCCAUCCCUCCCUCAACCUGCCUUCUCCCUGGCGGACUUCGCCGGGAGCCACACUUCGCAUUCUCUCUCUCUCUCUCUCUCUCCCCCCCCGCCCCCUGCUCUCUCGUUCGCUCCCUGGUUCGCGAAGAAACUCAGGAUUUGCGUCGAGUAACGAUGAUGGAGUGCAACAAAGAAGAGGCUAUCAGAGCAAAAGACAUUGCAGAGAAGAAGAUGCAAAAUAAGGACUUUUUGGGGGCUCGAAAGAUUGCACUUAGGGCCCAGCAACUCCACCCUGAGCUCGAAAACAUUUCUCAGUUGAUCACAGUUUGUGAUGUGCACUGCUCUGCUGAGAAUAAUGGAAAUGAAAAGGAUUGGUAUGGUAUCCUCAAAGUUGAACCAACAGCAGACGAGGCAUUGGUCAAGAAGCAAUACAGGAAGUUUGCUCUCUUACUUCAUCCAGAUAAGAAUAAGUUUCCUGGCGCAUCAGAUGCCUUCAAGUUGAUUGGGGAAGCUCAGGGAGUGCUUUUGGAUCGUGGGAAACGGAUGCAAUAUGAUAGAAGCAAAGCUACAAGACGUGCAGCACCAAAUUGGGCUACACAACCUGGAAGCAGUAACUUUAAUUUUGGGAAACAGCCACCUUGGCAACAAAACCAUUUUGCAAGCAAGGCUAGUUCACCAUUCAUGGCUUUCAAUUCACAAUACCAGCAGCCAGCCAGGCAGACUCAGCAAAGGUCUUCUAAUGACCGAAUGACUUUUUGGACUGUCUGUCCUUUCUGUUCUACGAAGUACCAAUUUUAUAGAGAGUUGGUCAACAGACUUCUGUCGUGUGACCGUUGUAAAAGGCCCUUCACUGCCUACGAGAUUAGCCCUCCAGUUCCUGGAACCAACCGGUUUCCGUUUACAUUCUCCCAAACAAAGGAGGUUCCAAAUCAGGGUGAUUUUAAGGCAAACGUGCAAGGUGCUUCAGCAAACCCUGCGAGCAAAGUGGGAUCUCAGGGAAAUAUUAUAAGUGAGAAUCACAGCAGAACUACUGAGAUUGCUAGGGAGUCAAAACCAAAUGAAAAACGGGGCAAUGUUGAUGCAAAAAUUAAUAAAGAAGGUGGGUUUAGGGAAUCUAAGUCCUCAGGAAAAAUUAAUGGUAAGAGAAAGAAGCAGGCAGCCGAAUCAAGUGAAAGUAGCUGUGAUACUGAAAGUAGCAGUGACCCUGAGGAAGACAUUCUUACUGAAGAGAAUAGCAAUGUUGCAGCUAAACAGAAUUUUGUAAGUUAUGGAGGGUACCCUCGGAGAUCAACUCGGUCUAAACAACAUGUUUCUUAUAGUGAAAACUUAAGUGAGGAAGAUGAACUUGGGGGCCCUUUGAAGAGAGCGAAGUGCAAUGGUUCAUAUCAUGACACUGAAGUUCCAGUGUCAAAAAAAGAGGCAGCUGAGCAAAGUACCAUUAAGGAGGGGAGAAUACAAAAUGUGAAAGAAGAAAGUGAAGUGGCAAAUAAGGUUAUGAAGGAUGAUCAGGAGAGAAGUUCUAUUGGUAAUGUUAAGUCUUCAUCAAUUUCAAGUCCUAUCAAGGAAACAGAUCCAGAAGUUUAUGAAUAUCCUGAUCCAGAUUUCAAUGAUUUUGACAAGGAUAGAAGAGAAGGAUGUUUUGCGGUUGGUCAAAUCUGGGCUGUUUAUGACACUUUGGAUGCCAUGCCUAGAUUUUAUGCUCGGAUAAGGAAAGUACAUAAACCUGGGUUCAAAUUGCGGAUAACUUGGCUGGAACCAGACCCAGAUGAUGAAGAUGAAAUUAAAUGGGUUGACGAGGGGUUACCAGUUACAUGUGGUAAGUUCAAGCAUGGAAAGUCUGAAAACACUGAAGAUCAACCUAUGUUCUCACAUUUGGUCCACUGGGAAAAGGGCAGCAAAAGGGACACUUACAAGAUAUAUCCUAGAAAGGGACAAACUUGGGCCCUCUUCAAAAACUGGGAUAUAAAGUGGCAUGCAGAACCUGGCUGUGAGCGGAAGUAUGAAUUUGAGUUUGUCGAAGUCUUGUCAGACUUUACCGAGGGAAUUGGUGUUGCUGUUGCUUACCUGAGUAAGGUGAAAGGUUUCUCAUGCCUUUUCUGUCGGACAGCAAUGGAAGGAAAGGAUUCAAUUCUAUUGCAAGCAAAUCAACUACUCAGAUUUUCCCACAGGGUUCCUUCCUUUAAAAUGACUGGUGAGGAAAGGAAAAAUGUUCCUAAAGGAUCUUUCGAACUUGACCCAGCUUCUUUGUCUGCUAACCUCCCAGAGGUUACUGUUGCUGAAGAUUCUAAUAUGGAGGAUGCAAACAUACAAAUUGACGAUAUCUCUUGUUCUGAAUCUCCAACAGGCAGUGCGGAACCAGUGACCAAGUCUGAAGAAAAUACAUCUGAGUUGCAGGUGAACAAGAUAAAGGAUGUAGACGUUGGGCGCAUUUCUCCUGAAACUUCUACUAAAGACCCUGAGACCCAAUUUGCUCCUGAGCACAUGAGUUCUGACAAUUGCAGCAAAGACACUAAUUCUUCUCUGCCAUCAAUGCCGAAAUAUUUUGAAGUUCCCGAUCCAGAAUUUUACAACUUUGACGAUGACAAAUUGCCUGAGAAGUUUCAGAUUGGUCAGAUUUGGGCAUUAUACAGUGAUGAAGAUGGUUUACCAAAGUACUAUGCUCUGGUCAAGAAAAUCGAGAAUCUUCCAGAGUUUAAACUGCAUAUGACAUGGCUUGUUGCCUGCUCAAUGCCAGAGAACGCAAUUUCGUGGCUUGACAAAGAUAUGCUCAUUGGUUGUGGGAUGUUCAAGCCUCAAAAGGGAACCGCUAAAUAUACUGAAACCAGUGCCUUCUCUCAUCAGUUAAGGGUGGAACGCACAGAUAAGAAGGAUGUAUAUGCGAUCUUCCCUGGGAAAGGCGACGUUUGGGCACUAUACAGGAACUGGAAUUCUGGAAUUACAAGUUCUGAUUUGGAAACCUGUGAUUAUGACAUGGUAGAAAUCCUCGAGGUAAAUGAGUCAGCGAUAAAGGUUUUGGUUUUAGAACUGGUGGAUGGUUUUAAUUCAGUUUUCAAGGCUGAAAUGGGAGAAGGAUCAGCUCUGGUGAUUGCUCGAACAGAGCUGCUUAGGUUUUCGCAUCAAGUACCUGCUUUCCGCUUGACAGACCAGAGGGGUGGCAGCCUGAGAGGGUUCUGGGAGCUUGAUCCUGCAGCACUGCCAAUCAAACUGUUUUCUUCAACAUGAGGGGAGGAGGAGGAAUAUCGCGCCCUCUUGCAGGUUGGUGGACACCCCAGAUUGUAAGGCCUUCUGGAGGUGAUUGUUCAGUACUGAUCCGGACAUUUUGGCAAAGACUCUAAACGGAAGUAUGUAUAUUUAGAACUCAAACCCGACCCAGUUAUGAUGACAACAAUUAGGGCAUCAACUGUAUGCGUGUCAACGCAAUGGCUGGUUCGCCACGGCGGUUCUUGUCCAUGCCGGGCUGGUUUUUGCUCUUAGCCAUCUGCAUCCGACAUAAAAAAAUGGUGGCUUUCCUUCUCGUCGUUCCUUCUCUCUACACCCUUUUUGCGUUGGGUUUGAAAUGCAUCCUAGGGAAAAUUAGAUUUGACAUAAAAUAGCAACUGUUGUCUAAAACUGUAGUCAGUGAACUUUUUUAUUUGGGACUUCAUAUCUGUCGAUAACUUCUGCUAUCCUUCUCUUUGAUGUUGAUGGUACCCUGCGUUGGUUUGUAUC